Molecule: messenger RNA, 324 nt
Organism: Paramecium primaurelia
Lineage: Eukaryota; Ciliophora; Oligohymenophorea; Peniculida; Parameciidae
Source: the annotation of a GenBank genome assembly
AUGAUUAGUAGGCUUUUCUCCAAUCAUAUUAGAGGUGUGAUGACUUACUUAUUAAAUUUUCUUUUAUUAAACAUGAAAUAAAAAAAUACUAAAAGAAAAUUACCUAUACAAAAGAUGUCAAUUUAAUUUUCUACAUUUUCAAACUAUUAAUAAGAGAAUAUUAAUAUGAUAAUUUUAGUAAAAAGGUUUAAGGCUAGUCACACAUAUUUAGAUGAUGUUGAAUUGAUAUUGAAAAGAAAAAUUACCAAUUAAUUGAAUGAGCUAAUAAUUUGGAAUAUCUUUCUGCAAAAAGAAAUAAAUUAAUUGAGCAUAAAUAUGUUAUGA